Messenger RNA from Dicentrarchus labrax (European seabass), 1735 nucleotides. RefSeq lists its product as uncharacterized. NCBI's taxonomy places the organism in Eukaryota, Metazoa, Chordata, Actinopteri, Moronidae. The coding region runs from base 936 to 1535 and encodes 199 amino acids. The record is from RefSeq and is a predicted model, not a curated record. The transcript is spliced from 5 exons.
UAAAUCAUGAAUGAGAUUUGCUUUGUAAAAGAUAAGACAUCUAAUCUUUUAUCUUGUUAUGAGCUGUCACUGUACACAGUGAUUCAAAAUAACUCUCACAUACUCUGGUGAUGAUAUGCAUACACAAUCCUUAAAGUAUGUGACUGAUAAGGUUAAAAUAGUCUCUUAUCUGCUUUAGCCUGCAUCAAACAUAAACUAUAGACUGUACAUUUGCAGGAACAUUCUGACCACAGAAUACCUUAAAAUGCAUACAGUAAAAUGGUUUAUGUACAAGCACACAAGUAUACAAGUGCAAUGUUCCCUACUGAAAACUUACAGGCCAAAACAGGCCCUCUAAUGAUUUAUGCCACCUGAACACUGGGAGGCACAGUGCAUUGCUUAGCGCUGGCCAAAUGCUCCAGGGCAACCACUGAAAAAACAACACGUUUUCUCUUUUUUUUGACAGUGUGGUGUGUGUGACUCAACCCAACUGUAGUCAAAUGUAUUUGAUCAUCAUUUCACUUGCUGCCGUACAUCUUACUUGAGUCAGUAAUGCAAAAUAUGACAGUUUCGGCCUCCUUUAGGAAAAGGCUCAACUCUGCACUUCAAGCUUUUUUUAAACUCUUAUUACUCAUUCUGGACCAUGUGCCUCUUUAAAAACCGUCUGUCCAAGCAGCGGCUGCAAAGUUUCAGCUCUCUGUUGGUGGUUCAGCUGCUUUAUUGUCUCAGUUGGUAACUACUGUAUCUGUCACUCACUGAAGGAGAAUAGAACACCAUGACUACUGAAGUAAACAAGCUUUAAGUAGCUCUGUGUAUACCCUUAUAACACACAUAAAUACAGCACAGAGAAAUGUAGACAGGAACACUGCAGAACUGUACCACAGCUUGUAAGUAUUUGUUGCACCAGACACCAAAGAUUCAGAGCUGCUGGUGAUGCCAGUGAGCCAACAGAGAAAAUGUUCAUCAAAAAUACCAACCUACGACACCCCAGUCGCCACCAUGAAUUAUUUCUGCCUAGUCGACCCUACAAGGGAGAACCGCCGGCAGUGGCAGGUGAAGGAUUUCUCCUUUACCCGGAUACUCCUGCUAAGAUGGAGACCACAUCAAGAGAGGCUUUCUGCUUUCGACCCGUUGAACAACGAGACAGGGACAAAGGAGUUCAUAUCCUCCAGAAAACACAGCUGGAGUCCCGCCGUUCUUGUCCCACAUCCUCGAGACAAACAGGACGAGGAACCAGCAGCAGGGACGGGGAACCCGGGGAGGACGAGCAAGAAGGCAACCGUGAUCAGACGGGGUCGACAGCAGUGAAAACUGAACCAGAUUCAAUAGAGAUGCAGUCUCAGUAUCAGAAGGACUUCCCUCCUCCGACUUCCUGCCGCAGGAGACGAACACCUGCCCUCCCACAGCCAGACAACAUCGGCAUCAACCCUGCCUUCAGGAUUGAGUUUAGCACGGUCCAAAGAGAGACUUUCCCUGGUUGGCCAAUCAUAAAUCCCAGGUAUGCUGGGAGGAUGAGAGCAGCUUUGUCCAGACAACCAAACAUGAUUUCUGAGUAAUAAUCUAUAACCAUAUCCAUGUGUCUUUCUUGUGAUGUCACCCAGCUCAUCUUUGGUCAUAAAGCAUUUCUUUUCAUUACAAAUAAAUACCAACUACACCAAAUGUCUAAUUCCGUCAUAUGGCUAUAAAUCCUAGCCUGCUAUAAUCAAACAAUCCCGUACACAGUAAUGAAAAUGAUUUAAUAAACCAUUGAAAAACA